AUGCCAAAGAAGAAUUUGAAACAUGCUCCGGCUCUGCCCACGAAUCACGACCUGCACAUCUUCGGCUCUGUGAACGGACUGGAGUUCGACAUGGUGGGAGGCGGCAGCGGCAACCCGAAGGCCGGAACCCUGGAGACGAGUGUGAAGUCCACCCGCGGUGCCCUGCCCUUCUCCCCCCUGCUUGUGGCGCCCAACCUGGGUUACGGGUUUUACCAGUACCUGCCAUUUCCGGACGGGCCCUCACCUUUCCAGACCGCCAUCACGGACGGAGGGUACGAGGUGAACCGCGUUUUCAAGUUUGAGGACGGCGGCGUUCUGAGUGCACACUUCCGCUACACAUACGAGGGCGGCAAGAUCAAAGGGGAAUUCCAGUUGGUUGGUUCCGGUUUUCCCGCCAGUGGGCCCGUCAUGACCAGCGGCCUGACCUCACUUGACCGGAGCGUGGCCAAACUGAUGUGCUCCGACAACCGCACCCUUACAGGCCUCAACAACUGGAGCUUCUGCACCUCUGAUGGGCAGCGCCACCAGGCGGUGGUCCAGACGAACUACACCUUCGCCAAGCCCUUCCCAGCAGGCACUGCGGAGAAGAUGCCUGUGUUCAUGGGACACCAGAUCGAGGUCAACGCCUCCAAGACCGAAAUCGCCCUGACCGAGAAAGCCAAGGCCUUCUGUAACACUGUGUAAAGAAGUCAAGUUGACUACUCUUCAAGAAGAGGUUUGGGCUUAUUUUUGGCGUAUUUUUAGGCUUUUUUUAUGUAAAGUGUUGGGUUAGCCUUUGGGUAAAACCCGGCAAUAAAAAAGCCUAAAAACACGCCAAAAAUAAACCCAAACCUCUGCUUGGAAAGUACAAGUUGACGGGCCACGUUACGCUCGUAUAGAAAAAGCAUCGUUAGGAAUGCUGUGUUACCCUUUAGUAUUAUAGUAUUAUACACGCCUUUAUUGAAUACUACGUUUUAUCUUUACACAUUAGUUUAUGUUACAGUCUCUCGCACUGACCGAGAAAGCUAAGUCUUCUGCAACACUGUAUGAAAAUCCAUGUUGGCAUGCCAAGUUACGCUCGUAUAGAACAAGCAUAAUUACGAAUGCCGUGUUAUCCUUUAGUAUUAUAUACCGAAGCAAGCAUCGUUAAAAAUGGACUGUUAUCCAUUAGUAUCAUAUAGCCCGGUGGCGUGUCACAGUUAGCAUGGUACAAGUAUUGCCAGGUGUGUUUUAUUCUCACAAGUGUGCUUUGUUGCACAAUAAAGCAAGGC
Molecule: messenger RNA, 1250 nt
Organism: Branchiostoma belcheri (Belcher's lancelet)
Lineage: Eukaryota; Metazoa; Chordata; Leptocardii; Amphioxiformes; Branchiostomatidae
Product: GFP-like non-fluorescent chromoprotein
Exons: 6
Coding region: 1-684 (227 amino acids)
Biological process (GO): bioluminescence
Source: RefSeq, a predicted model, not a curated record